AUGUCUAAGUCUCGGAUCGUCCAGCUUGCCCAGCUUAUCAGCUCUGGAAUAACCGCCAUAGAUGCACAUCUUGGUGAUAACGGUCUUCCCACGCCGUCGUUCAAUCCAGACAGUCCCGUUGAGGCUGUCACACAAGAAGAUAUGGUGAGAGUAAAGAACGAAGUUCUCGAGGCUACUAUCGAACUUCGGCAGCUCCUUGAAGGGCCUAUGAAGCUUCUUCUGCCAGAGUCAAAUUUCGCACCCUUGGCUGCUGUCUAUAACUUUGACAUUGCUUCAAAGGUUCCUAUUGACGCAACAAUCUCCUUUGCUGAUCUAGCAGCCAAAUGCAACAUUCUUGAACAUGAUAUCCAACGUAUCGUUCGCUACACAGCAGUACAUCACCGCGUCUUUUCAGAACCUCAGAAGGGCUAUGUAGCGCACACCGCAGCGUCAAAACUUCUCGCUGAGAGCCAGGUAGCGCGGGACUUGAUGGGCCUUACGUUCCAAGAAUGCUGGCCAGCACAUAGUCGGGCCGUUGAGGCCAUGGCAUACCAGAGCGAAGACGCAGGCGUAUCCGGCUACGCCCUAGCCAACGACUUCGCUAAUUCUUCUAUGACUACCUUUGAUUUUCUAUCAAAGAAUGCAGCCCGCGCUCAGCAGUUUGCUCGUGCAAUGGGCUCAACUUCAGCUAGCAGUAUGGAUGCGCUGAGCAACUAUUUCGACUGGGCUAAUGUGCCUCAGGGGGGUAAAGUUGUCGAUAUUGGAGGUUCCCGAGGCCAUGUUAGCAUCCACCUCGCGCGAAAAUAUCAACAUCUCGUAUUCGUGGUUCAGGACCUCCCAAAUGUAAUUGAAGGUGUUGCAGCUGGGAAUUGGCAAGAUGUGGAGGACAGAAUCCAGUUCAUGCCGCACGACAUGUUCUCCGUACAGCCGGUCAAGAAUGCAGAUGUCUAUUUUCUGCGGUUCGUCCUUCAUGACUGGCAGGAUUCGUAUUGUGUCAAAAUACUACGGAACUUAGUCCCAUCUCUGAAAAAGGGGGCCAUGGUCGUCAUCCAGGACCACCUUCUACCAGGUCCAGGUACCAUGACGUUAUUGCAGGAAAUGCAAGUUCGGUCUAUGGAUGCUAUAAUGCUUUCUCUGUUCAACUCUAGAGAGCGUGAUGAGGACGACUGGAGGCAGCUUUUUUCAAAUGCAAGUACUGGAUUUACACUCAUAACGAUCAAACGGAUUCCUGAAAGCCCGACAACCGCUAUAAUUACUGCUGAAUGGUCAGGUAACGGCCAUAUCGCAGGGUAG
Molecule: messenger RNA, 1272 nt
Organism: Trichophyton benhamiae CBS 112371
Lineage: Eukaryota; Fungi; Ascomycota; Eurotiomycetes; Onygenales; Arthrodermataceae
Exons: 3
Coding region: 1-1272 (423 amino acids)
Molecular function (GO): O-methyltransferase activity
Source: RefSeq, a predicted model, not a curated record